GUAGAGAACUGUAAAGAGCGAUAGUUUAGGGCGGCGGGAGGGGUGAACAGUUUGUUUUGACAAUAAACCGUAUUUGCGUAAAGACCUCCAGCCGGCGAAUCGCAUCAGUUCGCCCGGAGGGUCAUCGUCAGCGGCGACACCCUCUGUGCUGUCAGCCUCGACUGUUUAGAAAAUGACCGGAGAGAAGAUCCGCUCCCUGCGCACGAACCAGAGACCAAACAAGGACGAGGACUUACUGGAGCCGGACGAAGAAGCUGCCACCGGGACGUUCACCGCCUCCUCCAACAAGGCGAACAAGAGCAGGGCGAGUAAAAUAUUCAGCAAUCACAAGUUAAUCAAGUCGCCAUCCACGCAACAACAGCAGAACCAACAAUCUCCGAUUAAUGCCAACACGAACACACUGUCAACAUCGGAAGUUAUUGAUGACAACAACAAAAACCCCAUUAUCCGAACUGAGCUGGACUUCCCGGUGCACGAGUGUGUGUUUAGAGGAGAUGUCCGGCGCCUGUCCUCGCUCAUCCGGACACAGAACAUCGCCCAGAAAGACAUCCAUGGAAACACACCGUUACAUCUCGCCGUCAUGAUGGGUCAGAAAGAGUGUGCCCAUUUGCUUCUGGCCCACAACGCACCGGUGAAGGUGAAAAAUGCUCAGGGAUGGAGCCCCCUCGCUGAGGCCAUCAGUUAUGGAGACAGGCAGAUGAUCACAGCAUUGCUGAGGAAGCUGAAGCAACAGUCCAGGGAGAGUGUGGAGGACAAAAGGCCCAAACUGCUCAAAGCCCUCAAGGAGCUGGGAGACUUUUACUUGGAGCUUCACUGGGACUUCCAGAGUUGGGUGCCUUUGCUGUCCAGAAUCCUGCCAUCAGAUGCGUGUAAGAUUUACAAACAAGGCAUCAACAUCAGGUUGGACACAACCCUGAUAGACUUUACAGAUAUGAAAUGUCAGCGUGGAGACCUCAGUUUCAUCUUUAACGGCAAUGCUAUCCCCUCUGAAUCUUUUGUUGUGUUGGACAACGAACAGAAAGUCUACCAGAGGAUCCACCACGAGGAAUCGGAAAUGGAGACUGAAGAGGAAGUGGACAUUCUGAUGAGCAGUGAUGUUUACUCCGCCACGCUCUCAACCAAGUCCAUCACUUUCUCCAGGGCGCAGACUGGAUGGCUGUUCAGAGAGGACAAGACGGAGCGCGUGGGAAACUUCCUGGCGGAUUUCUACUCUGUGAACGGCCUUGUACUGGAGUCCAGGAAGAGACGAGAGCAUCUGAGCGAGGAGGACAUCUUGAGGAAUAAAGCCAUCAUGGAGAGUCUGAGCAAAGGAGGGAACCUCAUCGACCAGAACUUUGAGUCUACAAGAAGACAAUCUUUGACUCCCCCCUCACCCAACACUAUAUCCUGGGAAGAAUAUAUCACUGCUGGCAAUGGAAAAGCGCCUCAUCUAGGAAGAGAGCUGGUCUGCAAGGAGAGCAAGAAACACUUCAAAGCCACGAUAGCCACGAGUCAGGACUUCCCUCUGGGCAUCGAAUCGUUACUGAACGUUCUGGAGGUUGUUGCGCCCUUCAAGCACUUUAAUAAACUCAGGGAGUUUGUUCAGAUGAAGCUCCCCCCUGGUUUCCCUGUCAAACUGGACAUCCCGGUCUUUCCUACCAUCACAGCCACGGUGACAUUUCAGGAGUUUCGCUACGAUGAGUUUGAUGAAUGCAUUUUUACCAUUCCCAACGAGUAUAAAGAAGACCCAAGCCGCUUCCCCGACCUUUAACCUCUCGCUCUGGACUACGA
Nematolebias whitei (Rio pearlfish) is the source of this 1770-nucleotide messenger RNA. It is a transcript of the gene ankrd13c, whose product is annotated as ankyrin repeat domain 13C. Bases 173 to 1750 code for a protein of 525 amino acids. Lineage: Eukaryota; Metazoa; Chordata; Actinopteri; Cyprinodontiformes; Rivulidae. The transcript has 14 exons. Gene Ontology annotation, cellular component: cytoplasm. Gene Ontology annotation, molecular function: protein binding. The record is from RefSeq and is a predicted model, not a curated record.